Molecule: messenger RNA, 1701 nt
Organism: Osmia lignaria (orchard mason bee)
Lineage: Eukaryota; Metazoa; Arthropoda; Insecta; Hymenoptera; Megachilidae
Source: RefSeq, a predicted model, not a curated record
AUGACGACAGAUCAGCUUCAACAACACUCGCUUUGGUGGACGGGACCACCGUGGCUCACGCAAUCGCAGAACGCAUGGCCCAAGCAGACCAGUGUCGACGCAGACGAGUUGGGCGCCCCUGAAGCUCGUGCUGUCGUUUCACUUCACACGGCAAACGCAGCAAAAGAAUAUUCAUGGGAAUUGAUCUAUAAAUAUUCUUCUUUUCAUAGAUUACUCAGAAUUACCGCUCUUUGCCUCAAAUUCGUGGACAAGCUGUUCAAACGACACGACGCUUCGCCCACGCCUUUCAUCUCAGCAGCUGAUAUGGAAAGGGCCAGAAUCUACUGGAUUCAGGCCACGCAGUCUACGUUCUUCAAAGACGAACUCGCUGCACUCGCCAAAGGAACAACGCUUCCGUCGACGCAUCCGUUCGCGAGGCUCACUGCUUACCUCGAUCAUCAAGGAAUCGCCAGGAUAGGAGGACGCCUCCAACAUUCAGAACUCUCGCACGAUGGCAAACACCCUGUCAUUUUGCCUCGUGAUUCGAGACUCUCAACGCUUCUCAUCGACCACGCCCAUCGUCAGACAAUGCACGGAGGUACGCAGUCCACUCUUGCCUUUCUCAGACAACGCUACUGGAUCAUCGGUGGACGAGCUCCAGUGAAAACGCAUAUCCUGAGGUGCGUGAAGUGUGCUCGGCAGAGGGGAAUCCGUGCCCAUCAACUGAUGGGCCAACUACCACUUUGUCGGGUCACUCCAUCGCGCCCGUUCACCCACACUGGGGUGGACUAUGCAGAACCGCUCAAGCUGGAAACGUGGAAGGGCAGAGGAGCCAAGACGCAGAAAGGGUGGAUUUGCGUAUUCGUGUGCUUCGCAACCUCCGCUGUGCACUUGGAAGUUGUUUCGGACGACUCUACAGACGCUUUCAUCGCAUCUUAUAGCAGAUUUACCUCAAGAAGGGGCAUUGCAGCCGCUCUCUAUUCAGACUGCGGCACCAACUUCCAAGGAGCAGACACGCAACUAAAGAAGCAGUUCACGCAGAGCACACAGGAAAAUCCGCACAUCGCAGCACUGCUCGCUGAGAAUGGAACUCAGUGGCAUUUCAACCCUCCUGCCGCUCCACACAUGGGUGGAAAAUGGGAAGCGGUUGUAAAAUCACUCAAGUUUCAUCUCACGAGGACAGUUGGGGACGCUUUACUGACGUACGAGGAAUCAGUAACAUUGCUUGCGCAGAUAGAAGCGAUCUUCAACUCAAGGCCACUGGAACCACUCAGCGACGAUCCUGACGACGUCUCAGCCCUCUCACCAGGACACUUCUUGAUUGGAUCGCAGAUCAACGCAGUGCCAGAGCCCACGCUUCUAAACGUCGCAGUCAACCGUUUGUCAAGGUGGCAAUUUCUGCAGCAGCGCCUCCAACAUUUUUGGAGACUCUGGUCCACGCAGUACCUGCAACGACUCCAGGCAAUUUCGAAGUGGCACCAUCCAUCUAAUGAGAUCAAGGUAGGCACUCUUGUUCUUAUUACUGACAAACGCUUGCCUCCAGGGAAAUGGCCCAUGGCGCGGGUUCUCAGACUCCUGCCAGGCAAGGACGGAUUGACCAGAGUCGUCGAACUCAAGACGGCCACCACGACGCUAACGCGGCCCAUCGCCAAGCUGGCCAUUCUUCAUCAGCCCUCUCAGGACAGCUCGGACACGCAGACCACAUCACCGACCAGUCGCUGA